Molecule: messenger RNA, 675 nt
Organism: Cydia amplana
Lineage: Eukaryota; Metazoa; Arthropoda; Insecta; Lepidoptera; Tortricidae
Gene: ND-18
Product: NADH dehydrogenase [ubiquinone] iron-sulfur protein 4, mitochondrial
Exons: 3
Coding region: 92-658 (188 amino acids)
Biological process (GO): electron transport chain
Source: RefSeq, a predicted model, not a curated record
ACAGAUGUCAACCAAACCGAAUAGUGUUUUGUCGGAGAAAACGCAGAAACUUUAGUGGGUUGGAUUGAUUGUUACGUAAAAAUAAUUUGCAAUGUUCCAAGUAAUUAGAUAUAGUGCUAGUCUAGCUAAGGGAUCAUUGACAAGGUCUGUCCCAGCCUUCUCAACAUGCGUCCCUCGCUGGAGUACCGAUCCAUCCAGUGUGAAUGAAGCUCCGAAGAUUGACAACGAUGCAAUUCUGGCGCUGCCCCAGGAAGCACGAGAAAAGACUGCGUUGGAGUCAACCAUAAUGGUCCCUGAAAAGGUGGACCUUAGUCCAGUCAACGGAGUUCCUGAGGAGCACAUCAAAACCCGCCGCGUCCGCAUAUACCAGCCCCCCAAGAAUGCCAUGCAGAGCGGCACCAAUAACAUCCACCACUGGCAGAUGGAGUUUGACAACCGCCAGCGCUGGGAGAACCCUCUCAUGGGCUGGACCUCCACCGGAGACCCACUCUCCAACAUGAAAGUCCAGUUCAAAACCCCCAAGGAAGCCAUUGAGCAUUGCGAGAAAAAUGGAUGGGCUUGGUUCUUGGAUGUCCCGAAAACCGAUAAGGGAUAUAAAGUCAAGAAUUAUGGAAGCAAUUUCGCAUGGAACCGGCGCACUAGAGUCUCCACCAAGUAAACAAUGUUAGUACAAUU